Amoebophrya sp. A25 is the source of this 6694-nucleotide messenger RNA. The record is from the annotation of a GenBank genome assembly. NCBI's taxonomy places the organism in Eukaryota, Dinophyceae, Syndiniales, Amoebophryaceae.
CACGCAAGAGACGAGAGAGUCAUAGAUAUAAUCUCCUAUUUGUUAAGGUCAUGAAGAUCAACACGUUCUGGAUUGUGUUCAAUCUUGAAGUAAAGAGCGCAACAAGAAGUAUGGAGAUGUGUCGAGAAUCAUCGAGGUAAUUUUAGCUUGUUACUAGUGUGAAACAUCGAGUGAACAAAAUGGAAGAGCGGGAGAGGCAUUUUCUGAUAUCCUCUGAUACUGUUAGGAUCCUAGGCAGUAUGUGUAUGGCUGCGUGAGACUUGUGCCUAAGCCUAGAGUGAGAGCAGGUUCAAGCGGUGUAAAUACUGAGAACAGUCAACGAGUCACAAUGUCGCGUUCGUUGUACCAAUCUGCUGUUAAUGGAGAUGAAUGUAUCGAGUCUCGACGGUUGUGUUGUCGGGAGAUAGCGUCGGAGUAGUUAAGCGCUCUCGUUCGCAAGAAAGCGAGCUUGUCGUCCACCUAAAUUCCCAACCCAAAAAUCGCAAACACACCCAGGACCCCAAGGCCAUUGACCCAUGACACAUAAAAAGGUUACUUGAUUUAAACAAGGCUUUUGAAAAUACUAGUUCCUUUCGUAAAAAUGGUGUGAAGUAGUCAACUUCUAGCUGAGCUUCACGAGUCAGUUCGUGAAGAUAAGAAAAAUUCGGGCUCAUACUUCGACUAGCUUUUUCAGGGUAGUCAAUCGAUCUCACACUACCUCUAACUUUGUUUGAUGAAGGAAAUGAACUACCUUGUCGAGAGAACUCUAAAUUCGUUCGUAGCUCAAGGACUUGGGGUGACCUCCACCCUUUACAUUUAAUUCUUCCUAGGUAGAAACUUUCCCCUUUUCAACAAAACUUGGGUAUCGUUACUGAGGUUGACCUAACAAGAUGACGUCGACGUUGCUCGCCGCGCUGCGGGCGCAAAACAGCGCCGGCGCGAUGGCUGCCGCGAAGAACUACUCGCCGUUGACAGAGGCUGUUUUCAGCGGGGAGUUGGACCGAGUGCAGAAAGUCUACAAAGAGGAGAAAAUGAAGGUAAGUAUCACUAACACUAACUCCUAUUAAGAAAGAGAUAAAGCCACGCCUGAAUCAGUUUUAUUUCAGUCAGUACACUUGUUCGCAUUUUUUGGAUACCACUCCCAUUGAACGAUGUGAGAGAAUGCGUUAUUCCACUCUCUUUUUCUUGCCUAACCAAUGAAAAUGAACAUUGAUUCCGACCCGUUUAUUCACGAGUGUAGGUGUACAGCUCGCUGUUUCUGAUCUCCCCUUACUACAAGUUCAACAUUCUCAUCUUGAAGAAAUAUAUCCAACCAAGGACUGCCACUACUCAAGGGUUCGUUACUUCUUCAUUGAUCACUUAUUCUUAAACGACGAACGCCAUCAGGUCGACACGAAAGAUACAGAUGGGUGUAGUCCACUGAUGCACGCGGCGGAGCAAGGCUAUCUAGACAUCGUUGAAUAUCUGGUCAGCGUUGGCGCGCGUAUCAACGGAAAAGAUGACAUAGGGGAGAACGCCUUCAUGAAAGCGGCAAAGGUAUUCAUACUGAUUAGACGUUAGUGCACUAAGUACGGAAGAAGAUUCUACAACAGGGACUUUUGUCAGCAUAUUCGUUGAAGUCAAUUAGAAUUACCACCAUAAAGUGUUUGAUAUUAAGUAUGAUCAUCAUCUUUUUGUGUUGGUCCAAUAGUCUUCAGAAAUAAUGAUAUAAACAUGUAGGCCGGCUCAAGGUUGAUAUCAUGUAUGCUUCGUUCUGGUAUUUGGUAACCUGAAUUUGAUCCCAAGGAUUCCUUCCUGUUUUCCUUAUGAUCGAAAUCAGGUUGCCAAAUACCAGAACCAUUCAUAUCAGGAUGGCGUGCCUACUGCUACUUUUCAAACACUCGCCACAGGAGGGGAACAUCGAUUGCAUGCAAUUUUUGAUAACGUCAGCGCUAUCAAAUUUGCCAAAAAAGUUGGGAGCAUCAGGAGAUUCAAAUAGUAGAGAAAGGUCAAGAGUAAUCGAUGCUAAAGAUGACGAAGGAAUAACAGCUCUGAUGAAAGGUACAACAUCAGUCGAAGAAACUUAGAGUGUGGUCAAUGAUAUUUUCAUUCGGUGCCUUGUCGUUGAUGUCGCUUUUUCUAUGUCUUUUCAUCCUUGUUUUCUUCUCCUAGGGGCAGAUUUAACGUGAGAAACAAGUGGAAACAAAUGCCAAAGAAAUAAAAACCCUUCAGCUGCGGAGGCAGGCGAGUACGAUACUGUUCGGUUCCUGUUAGAGCAGGGAGCAAACCACGAGGCAACGGAUGACGAGCAGUGGAAUACGCUCAUGUGGGCAUCAGUAGCAGGGCAGUUCGAAAUCUGCGACCUUUUGGUAUGUUUAAUUACAAUUUUUCAGCUUGGCUCUCAUCGAUCGAUGUACUCAUUGUUCGAUGUACUCGUAAGCUUGGUUAUUUUCAACAUCCAUGGACCAGAACUCGGAGGGUGCCGGUACCAGAAGGGGUAGGAAUAUACGGAACCCGACAAAAAAGGUAGAGACUCCGACAGAAAAGGCACAAACAGGGGAAAGCCAAAAGGUAUAAGCCUGCAAAAAGAAGAGCCAAAAAAGCCGAAGAAUUGCGAGCAGAUCCAAACGCGGAGCGGCCCGAGGGCUCCCGCGGUGGCUGAGCAAUGACAACCCCACACGACACACACGAAACAAAUCCCAACACUUUCAAGCGGGACCAGACGAGAACCGACGGGGACGGACAGCGCUGGCGACCACGCGCAUGACUCCGGCGUGCCACACACGCGACACACAAAGCCGCCGCGCGCCACAUCUGAGGAGCAAGCUGUGACUACGCGACACCUGAGGGCUUUCGAAGCCCGCCGCAAAAGGCUGACGCACUUCUAAACGAAAGCGGCCCGCAGAGCGAAAAAGAGACGCAUCGCCGGGCGGGAGGCGGGGGGAUCGCAAAAGGAGGACGCGCGCCGCGAAGCUCCUGCUGCCUGGCAGUUGCCCGCGCGCCUGCCUCUGGCGGGUGCCUGCGAGGUACUGCGGCCAGAGCUGGAGAACACAGAGAAACGAAAGACGCAGCAGGAGGCGCCUAGCUUGAAGGACCGGCAGCAGCUUGGUGGUAGUCCUUCCAGGACAUUGCGCGGCCAAGCGCGCGCGGCUCCCCACCGGGUACGGGCGUGCAUAACACGCGCCACCGGGGUGCUGCGCUGGCAGUGGAGUGGGUGGAGCAGCCUACAAGGAGGGCCAUGGUCAGGCCUUCUAUUUUCUGGGCCCCUUGUGAUAUUGCGGCCCCAGUAUUUCCAGGGAUCUUACCAGAAAAAUAAGGGACCCCGGCGGAAAAUAAGGGCCCGGGAUUUUUGCGGUGCUCGUCCGCUUAAUAAAAAAGGAAAAACAUCGGGACCCUUAUAAUACAGGGGCCCUAGUUAGUUUUUCCGGUUCAUCCAUGUCGACUAUGUAUACUAUGCUAUCUUAUGCUAUACUAUACUGCACGAUGCUACACUAUACUAUCCUACGCUAUGCUAUACUAUACUAGCUAUGCUAGACUAGCUAUGCUAGACUAGCUAUGCUAGACUAGCUAUGCUAGACUAGCUAUGCUAGACUAGCUAUGCUAGACUAGCUAUGCUAGACUAGCUAUGCUAGACUAGCUAUGCUAGACUAGCUAUGCUAGACUAGCUAUGCUAGACUAGCUAUGCUAUACCAGCUAUGCUAGACUAGCUAUGCUAUACCAGCUAUGCUAGACUAGCUAUGCUAGACUAGCUACUAUACUAUCUUAUCCUAUUAUUACACUAUAUAUAUUAUACUAUAGUAUACUAAACUAUACGAUACUAUGUUAUCCUGAACUCUAUUACUAUACUAUGCGAAUAAAUAUGCUAUACUAAACUAUACUACGCUAACUAUACUAUAGCUAUACUAUAUUAUCCUAGCUAUGCCAUACUAUCCUAGUUAUGCUAUACUAUCCUAGUUAUGCUAUACUAUCCUAUGCAUACUAUGCUAGGGUAUGCUAUGCUAUGCUACCUCCUUUUCGGUAAGAACUCACGCAAGCCCCUUCAUUAUAAUUUAUGUUGUACUUGAUGGAUGUUGAUGAACUCACUCAAACUGGACUUCCUUCCAUCAAUCUCUUUCGCAGAUAAAGCAAUACGGUGUAGGCGGUGGAUAUGUUACAGAAAACGGCGAGUCAGCACUUUCAAAGGCAGCAGCAAACGGGCAUUCCGAAGUUGUCGAGCUCCUCAUCGGAGAGGGUGCCAAAGUGAAUCAGACCGACACAAAGUACUGAACUACAACACACUUCGUCUUCGUCAAUGAUGAAAGUGAAAUAGAAACCUGUAGUAGUGAUCUAUGAACAAGACCUUGUACGUAUCAUCAUGAUCUUCUUCAGGAGCAGGAGAUGCAGUUGUUUAUUCUUUGAUCAGAUCUACUGCUUCUGCUACUGCUUGAAGAUGUUGAAUAUCUUCCACAAACAAAUAACGCACAGUUAUCAAACGGCUUUGAUGUGGGCGGCAUCAGAGGGACACAUUGAAACUGUCAAGCUUUUAUGCAAGUACGAUGCAAAGGUAGAUCCAGCAACCCGAACGGGAAAGACAGCUCUCAUGCUUGCUUGCAGGACAGGCCGAACAGACGUAUCUAUUUCUAUAGAAUACCAAUAUCAUUAUCAUGAUUCACCAAGAACGACCACAACAUUCGUAUUCCCACAUUCGUAUCUAUUCCACCUCGUUGUCUAGCUUUAUUACAUGCUUCUGAACACAAAGACAGUCCUUCACCAGAUAAGACGGAGAAACAAGUAGUACAGGAUGCUAAGCCACUUACAGAAUGACAAAAUAGCGGGUUACCAUGUACUAAUGUCUACCAUAGUAGAUUUCUAUCAUUUUCUUUCCCCACCAAUAAUCCCUAUCAGGUCGUCGAAUUUCUCCUAACAAAAAUGGACAAAAUCGACCACGCGGAUGAGGACGGUAAAACAGCACUAUUCGAGGCAGCCACGCUGUCAGAUGAUGCCCUUUGCGGCAUGCUUCUGGACAAGGGAAUGGAUGUCAAGUAUUUCAUGCUUAAUUUUUUUGCUGCUGUCUAGUAGCGUGUAGUACUUAUCGAUGCCAAAAUGAAAUUUCAACUCGACAAAAUCUAAAUCGAAUAAGCGAAGCCAAAUAUUAAGUGAUUCUUGAUUGACAUGAAUAGAGAUUUUCAACAUCCCCACUUGAUAAAACCUUAGCAAAACGACUAAGCGAGGUGAGACAGUUUUGAUGCUUUCCGCUGCAGAGUGUCCCGCACCGUUUAUCAAAUUCCUCAUGGAACGAAAAGCAAAUUUGAACAGACAAGACGAAAGCGGACGCACAGCCUUGGACCACGCAGAAGGUAUAUCGAUAUUCUGUCCCUGGUGUUUCUGAGUUUAUUUGAGCUGGAAGUGGAUCGAUCGGAAGGCAGAAAAUUGAGUUGUCAUACCGUAGUUGGAACUACUUUCUGUGAGCACUACUUGGAGCUUAGCCUUUAGUUAGAGCAACUACUUGAACGUCAUGAUGAAGAUGUCCUCUAUCGCUAUCAAGCGCACCUUUUUGCGCAGGUUCCCUGAACGCAGCAGUUGUGACGAUGCUGCGUGAAGCUGGUGCGUCCCGUGCUGCCUCUGUUAUCUACCGUGAGACUGACGAUCUCUAAACUCAAAUAAAUUCGAGUUAGUUUGGUCUGGCGUCGAACCUCAGGUGAUAUGUGUUUUUUCAGAAGCCCCCCGCUUGCCUUCUAGUACUCUGUGAGUGUGGGUGGUAUGUUCACUUUGUCAUUUUGGGUAUAACACGGCGGUCGACCAAUUUGAUUUCCAAGAAACAAAUUAACUCUACUACAAAUGCGAACUAGUUCAAUGAACAAUAAGAAUAUUGCAAUACUUGUCCCUAAUACAAAAAUAAAACAGGAUAGCAUUCAUUGUUAGAAUAAGAGCUCAACGUCUUCACCGAGCUCCAGCUGUAUAGAUGAAUUGAAGAUCGUUCUCACUUCUCAGUGAAGUACCUCCUAGUUAUCCUGAAGCUAAGUAACACUAAAUUCGAGUAGCUUGAUUGUAACGAAAUAUCCAAAGUGAGCUAAAAAAAGCUCUGGCAGAAGAUAAGAGAUUGAAGAUGUUAUACGAUUCCAAACAAAAUAACGGCAAAGCCGGCAAACGCGGACCUAGAGGAAGCAAUGAACUUUGCCCGGCUAGAACUCGAUACAAUUUUGACUUGUGCAUUAUCCCAAUUUAGUCAUUGUCGUCUGUCUACCAACAGUUUCCGAGAAUUGAAUUGUCAUGAAGCUUAUUAAUAACUUUAACAUAUAAAAAAUGCGAGGACAGAGACAGAGACAGUCCUCAGAAAUUCUUCCUGUACCUCUGGUCAUAUCCGACUAAUUUGGUCUGCUCCAGUAUAGUACUAUCAAUGCAAGGACGCUGCCACAACGAUAUUAAGUACGAUCAUGAACACCUACAACAAGCUUAAGCAAGGAGAAAUAUCGGAUGCAUAUUAUACACUACAGGAAUAAAAAAUUAGUGAAUCAAUCACACAGAAAUGCAAUUACGCCUGUGCGGUAGUGGGGGCCCGUCAUGCUCGAGCUUUACCAUGUCGAGCAACUAGAGAAAUUACCGCGGCGUUGGUUGCUCUGCUGCAACCGAGCUAGUCGUUGUGCAGGGACUAGCUGAACAGGAAAGCAACAGAAAUAAAGUUAUAUGGGUGUUACAAUCAAUGCGUAAGCGAAAUGAAUGUUGUAAAGCAAGAGCUAUGUAACUACACAUCAAUAAU